AUGAGUAAGAAACAUUGUAAAGUCGUCACUUUGAGAAGUGGGAAAGAGUUGGAGAAUACGAAGAUAAAUUCUGGGCAUGAGGGUGAGCCCUCUUCAAUUCAAAUAAAUGAGGAAAUUCAAAAAGAUGCUGAAAUUUCUAGUGUACAAAAAUCUGCUUCUACCCAGAAUAUUGCAGGGAUGCCGCAACAUAGUUGCCCAGAUAACUCAAUUUCAAAGCAGCCACCUCCAUUUCCUGAACGCAUUGAGAAGCAAAAUUUGGAUUCUCAAUUCAAGAAAUUUCUAGCUAUGUUGAAGCAUUUUCAUAUCAACAUCCCACUAGUGGAGGCACUUGAGGAAAUGCCUAACUAUGUGAAAUUCAUGAAAGAUGUUCUUACAAGGAAGAGAAGGUUGGACAAGUUGCCACCAAAGUUGAAGGAUCCUGGGAGUUUCAGUAUUCCAUGCACUAUUGGAGACAGUUAUUGUGGGAUGGCUUUAUGUGAUUUGGGUGCUAGCAUUAAUUUGAUGCCAAUGUCUGUUUUCAAGAAAUUAGGGAUUGGAGAAGUCAGGCCUGCUACAAUUACUCUUCAACUUGGAGAUAGAUUUCUUGCUCAUCCAGAUGGAAUUAUUAAAGAUGUGCUGGUGAGGGAAGACAAAUUAAAAUUCAAUGUUGAUUUUAUUGUGCAAGAGUACAAGGCAGAUAGAGAGGUGCCUAUUAUUCUGGUGUGGCCAUUUCUUAUAAUAGGAAGUACUUUGAUAGAUUUGCAAAAGGGUGAGCAUACUAUGAGGGUCCAAGAUGAAAAGGUGACUUUUAAUGUUCUUAAGGCUAUGAAGUUCCAGAAUGAGGUUGAGGAAUGGUCAGUGGUAGAUUCUUUUGCAUCAAAGGAGUUUGAGACUAGGAGCAUUGAUGAUCCAUUAGAGAGGUUAUUGUUGUUUGACUCUCAAAUUGAUGAAGAUGAAGAGGAGUACUUAGCUUGGUUGGAGGCUAAUUCUCAAGGGUUAAGAACAAGAGGACGAUUUGACUCAUUGGAGUUGUCAUCUAGGGAGUUCAAAGCUCCCAAACCACCAAUUGAAGAGCCACCUGAGUUGGAGUUGAAAAUCUUGCUUGAAGACAGUGAAAAAUUUUCUAUAGAGGGGCAGAGGAGACUAAAUCCUAUCAUGAAGGAAGUGGUGAAGAAGGAAAUUAUCAAGUGGUUAGAUGCUAGAAUUAUUUAUCCUAUCUCUGACAGUUCAUGGGUGAGCCUUAUUCAGUGUGUGCCUAAGAAAGGUGGGAUCACAGUGGUAAAGAAUGAAUACAAUGAGUUGAUUCCUACUAGAACUAUAGCAGUUGCUCCAAAAGAUCAACACAAGACUACAUUCAUUUGCCAUAUGGAAGGUAUUGUUUUGGGCCAUAAAUUAUCAAAGCAUGUCAUUGAGGUUGAUAGAGCAAAGACUGAGGUUAUUGAAAAGCUCCCACAUCCUAACUCAAUGGAGAAUAUUAGAAGCUUUCUUGGCCAUGUGAGAUUCUAUAGGCAAUUCAUAAAAGAUUUCUUUAAGAUCUCUAAGCCUCUUUGCAACUUAUUGGAGAAGGAUACACCUUUCCAUUUUGAUGAAUCAUGUUUGAAAGCCUUUGAAGAUUUGAAAAGUACACUGGUUUCAGCACCAAUUAUUGUGGCUCUAGAUUGGGAUUGGCCUUUUGAAUUGAUGUGUGAUGCAAGUGAUUUUACUGUGGGAGUAGUGAUAAGGCAGGGAAGAAACAAGGUUUUUCACUCCAUUUACUAUGCUAGUCCUAAUUUGACAGGUGCUCAACUCAACUAUAUAGUGACAGAAAAAGAACUUUUGUCCAUUGUCAUUGCUUUUGACAAGUUUUCAUCUUAUUUGGUGGGCACCAAUGUGAUAGUCUAUACGGAUCAUUCAGCCAUCAAGUACUUGAUUAAAAAGAAGGAUGUUAAGCCUUUGUUGAUUAGAUGGGUGCUUUUUCUCCAAGAGUUUGAUGUGUAA
Molecule: messenger RNA, 1956 nt
Organism: Humulus lupulus (European hop)
Lineage: Eukaryota; Viridiplantae; Streptophyta; Magnoliopsida; Rosales; Cannabaceae
Exons: 5
Coding region: 1-1956 (651 amino acids)
Source: RefSeq, a predicted model, not a curated record